Messenger RNA from Daphnia carinata, 1287 nucleotides. Its product is annotated as doublesex- and mab-3-related transcription factor dmd-4-like. Gene Ontology annotation, molecular function: DNA-binding transcription factor activity, RNA polymerase II-specific; protein binding; RNA polymerase II cis-regulatory region sequence-specific DNA binding. NCBI's taxonomy places the organism in Eukaryota, Metazoa, Arthropoda, Branchiopoda, Diplostraca, Daphniidae. The transcript has 3 exons. Gene Ontology annotation, cellular component: nucleus. Bases 7 to 1287 code for a protein of 426 amino acids. Gene Ontology annotation, biological process: sex differentiation; regulation of transcription by RNA polymerase II. The record is from RefSeq and is a predicted model, not a curated record.
UUUGAGAUGGAAACGAGCAGCAACAGUAAAUCAGCAAUGUCCAUCAGCAAUGGGUCUGCAUCAUGUAGUAACGGCGGAGCAGCUCUUCGUCGACCGAAAUGCGCCCGAUGUCGCAAUCACGGAGUCAUCUCUUGGCUCAAAGGCCACAAACGUCACUGCCGGUUCAAGGACUGCCUCUGUGUCAAGUGCAAUUUAAUUGCAGAGCGACAACGAGUCAUGGCCGCUCAGGUAGCACUGAAACGGCAACAAGCUACCGAAGAUGCUAUCGCUCUUGGAUUGCGCUCUGUCGCCACUGGAACCCGGAUGCCUUUCUUGCCACCUGGGCCCAUAUUUGGAGGCCGUGAUUCACCCAAGAAGGACGAUCCACUUGACGAAUCCAUGUACAAUUCUGGUUCAGAUGAGGAGGAACUGCAAGCCAUCGGCCAAGAAGAUCAACAGCGAACGGUAGAAAAAGUUCUGAAUUUAGCAUUGAACAAUAACGACGAUCCUGCAAUCACCGAGUCGCCAGCUGGGCCCAAUAAGGAACGUGUUCUUCAGCAUCACGGAUCACUUGACAUGCUGACCAGAGUUUUCCCGUUUCAUCCGAAAAAUGCAGUAGAAAGUGCACUGGAGAGUUGUGGUGGGGACGUCGCUAAAGCUGUCCAGCAGUUAGUUGGCCAUCAACCGAACCAUCAAUCGUCUUCUUCAGAUAUUAUGACGAUGAAUAAUGUCGAUGAUGGAACUAUGACUUCAAGUAAGGCCAAUAAUAGUGGAAGUAAUUAUUCAAUGACAACAAGCGGCUCGAAUAAAUCCGCCUUCAUGCCAACGACAUCCUUACUCCCGACCACAUCAUCGCCCAGUCGUUCGCAGUACGGACAUUCGAUGUCUGUAUCUUCAUCAACAUCAAUGGCAUAUCCUUCAGCUUUGAGAAUGAUGUCACCUUAUCCUUCGGCUGCAGGAAUGAUGUCGUUUUUGCACCCGUCGGCUUAUUUUGCGGCCGCAGCCGCUGCUGCGGCCAGCAAUCCACAUUCGUACCCUUGGCUUUUCCCUAGCCAUUACAGGCCGCCUAGCCAGCAUCCGUUCCAGCACGUUUGUUUGCCUGGAUGCUCAGUAUGUCCAAUAACAUCAGGUACGCCCUCGACAUCAUCUUCCUCAUCACCUGGUGAAAGCAUUAGUUGUAAUCCCAAUAACAGCAAUGUGAAAACCUCAACUUUAAUGUUGUCCUCAUCGCCAGAUAAAUUGUUUAAGACUAACCUUGGAAGGAAUAAAGAUUUCGUGUUCCAGCACGGUGGCAACAACUUUCCCUGA